Molecule: messenger RNA, 4169 nt
Organism: Perca fluviatilis (European perch)
Lineage: Eukaryota; Metazoa; Chordata; Actinopteri; Perciformes; Percidae
Gene: ptprea
Product: protein tyrosine phosphatase receptor type Ea
Exons: 22
Coding region: 399-2492 (697 amino acids)
Biological process (GO): protein dephosphorylation
Molecular function (GO): protein tyrosine phosphatase activity
Source: RefSeq, a predicted model, not a curated record
GAGUAAACACAAACUCCUCCUUCGCGGUGACAGGCGGCAACACUGAAGCGUCGCCUCGCCUUUUCCAACACAAUCUACGCUUAGGAUUUAAUGUCGGUGCCAUCAAGGUGGUGAGCAGCAUCCCUUUAAGGCUAGCAGUGCCGUGCUGGCUGCUGCUCAGUGAGCCCCUGGAAGUGAAGCGCUGAGACCCGUAACUCACCUCCGCCUGGAUCCAGGGAUCAUCUCUCCUCACUGGGCUGUGUGAGCGGACCGCACUCCCCCACUCCCGGCUUCUGUCCAGCCUCUCACUGCAGAAGACGAUGACGACGAUGUGACUACUGGACUCUGUCAGAACCAUGUGAGCUGCUAUUAUGGAUCUGAGAAUCAGCAUACAUUGAAUCAACACUCAUCCAGUCACAAUGGUCCCACUUCUGUUUUUGGUGGCAACCACAACAACAUCCAAUUCCACCAGCAAUGGCAACCAUACAAAAGAAGACGUUUCUUCCCCCAGCCACCACAUCCUCCCCACCGUGCUGGUCCUGUCCCUGCUGCUGCUCAUCAUCGCACUGCUAGCCUGGUACUUCCUCAGGUUAAAAAACCAGAGAAAAGCAGUCGUCACAACAGUCGACAAGAAGAUACCAAAUGGCAUCCUGGAGGAACAAGAGUUUGGAUACAGUACUGAGUCGUUACACACCACUGUGCCACCAGAGCAACAGACGGUGGUCCUUCUGCCCCGGUCCCCUUCAGCCUCUAAGACCUACUUCCCCAUCCCGGUGGACCAGCUCGAGGAGGAGUACAGGCUCCGCUCUGCUGACGACGGCAAACUCUUCAGAGAGGAGUACAAUUCCUUGCCAGGAGGUAGUGCCCACGGGACGUACGAGGAGGCAAACAAGGACGACAACAAGGAGAAGAACCGAUACCCUAACAUCCUUCCUUAUGAUCAUUCCAGAGUGGUGUUGACUCUGCUUGAUGGAAAUCCCUGUUCGGACUACGUGAAUGCUUCUUACAUUGAUGGUUACACAGAAAAAAACAAAUUCAUAGCAGCACAAGGCCCAAAAGAAGACACCGUAGCAGAUUUCUGGAGGAUGAUAUGGGAGCAGAAAGUAGCUACUAUUGUCAUGCUGACAAAUCUGAAAGAAAGAAAAGAAGACAAGUGUUACCAGUACUGGCCGGAUCAGGGCUGUUGGACCUACGGGAACGUGAGGGUGGCAGUAGAAGACUUUACUGUUCUCGUGGACUACACCAUACGCAAGUUCUGUAUACAAUAUCAAGCCAGCGAUGCCGCCAAGACUCCCAGGCUGGUCACCCAGCUCCACUUCACCAGCUGGCCCGACUUUGGAGUUCCUUUCUCCCCCAUCGGCAUGCUCAAGUUCCUCAAAAAGGUCAAGGCGGUCAAUCCACCCUUCUCUGGGCCUAUCGUGGUCCACUGCAGCGCCGGCGUCGGGAGGACAGGAACCUUCAUCGUAAUAGAUGCCAUGAUCGAAGCGAUGCACGCAGAGCAGAAAGUCGACGUGUUUGGGUUUGUGGCCAAGAUACGAGAGCAGCGCUCACAGCUCAUUCAGACAGAUAUGCAGUACUCAUUCAUCUACCAGGCCCUACUCGAAUACUACCUCUACGGAGACACAGAGCUGGACGUGUCGUCUCUGGAAGGACAUCUGCACAAACUGCACAACACCUUUGCAGACGGCGACCGGGUGGGCCUAGAGGAAGAGUUUAAGAAACUGACCAACAUGCGAAUAAUGAAGGAGAACAUGAGAAUGGGGAACCUUCCUGCCAACAUGAAGAAGAACAGAGUUCUGCAAAUUAUUCCAUAUGACUUUAACAGAGUUAUUCUCUCCAUGAGAAGAGGGCAGGAGUUUACGGAUUUCAUCAACGCAUCUUUUAUAGAUGGCUACAGACAGAAGGACUACUUCAUCGCCACCCAGGGCCCUCUCACGCACACGGUGGAGGAUUUCUGGAGAAUGGUGUGGGAAUGGAAAUGUCACUCUAUAGUCAUGCUCACCGAGCUCCAGGAGAGGGAGCAGGACAAAUGUUGCCAAUACUGGCCCACGGAGGACUCUGUCACCUACGGAGACUACACGGUAGAGUUGAAGGGAGACACUUUGUGUGACACCUUCAGUCUACGAGACUUGGUACUCACCUUUGUCCCGGAGAAGCAGACGAGGGUGAUCAGGCACUUCCACUUCCACGGCUGGCCGGAGGUCGGCAUCCCGGCUGAGGGGAAAGGCAUGAUCGACAUCAUCGCCUCGGUGCAGAGACAGCAGCAGCAGUCUGGGAACCAUCCCAUCGUCGUACACUGCAGUGCUGGUGCAGGGCGAACAGGUACGUUCAUUGCACUGAGCAAUAUCCUGGAGCGAGUCAAGGCAGAAGGCCUGCUGGACGUGUUCCAAACUGUGAAGAGUUUACGCAUGCAGAGGCCUCAUAUGGUCCAAACGGUGGAACAAUAUGACUUCUGCUACAAGGUGGUACAAGACUUUGUCGACAUUUUCUCAGACUAUGCCAAUUUUAAAUGACCAGAUUUGCCUUAAACGUGGUUUUUAAUGUUUUCGAAAGCCGGUUUGUCAGUUUUAUUCUUUUUUUUUUUUUUUUUAACUUGGUCAAAUGAUCUAUUUUGCUAUGCACUUGUCCCGCCAUUAACUCCGUCCUGGCUGUAAUAUACUGUAUGUCAGUGGAUGAACAUUGUAAAUGAAAAAAGUUUAGUAAUUAAUUAUGAUUAAUAAUGUAUAUUUCACAUCAUGUAUGAUAAUUAUUUUAUCAUCAAGUGUUGUUUUACACUCUUAUUUGAUUUUUGUUGUAUAAUACUGUAUUUUAAAUGUUGGUCUCUUAUUUCACUUUUGUUGUAUAAUACUGUAUUUUAAAUGUUUAUCUAAAUGUUAUUUUGGAUUGACCACGUCAUUUGAAAAGUUGUACUUAUUGUAAAUGUAUUUAUGUAUCGACGAUGACAUUCCAUUCUUGAGUUUUGGAGCGCACGACCGGAAUGUUUUUUUUGUUGUUGUAAUCAUACAGUACGUCAUUGCAUUUAUUGAUUACUUCUAUCUGAGAUUAGAGGCGAUAUUGAAACUACAUGCCCAUCGCACAUGCGAUACUCUUUCCAAUGGAAAUAUUGUCAGAGAAAGAACUAAUUGCUUAAGCCGUAAUGCAGAGAAAGUAAAGUUUAGCGACGGAGGCCCAGGUGACGACGCGAGGGUCGGGCAGAACGUUUACAUUUAAGACGUAUCGCAAAGUCGUGAAAUACCGUCGUUACAUUGGUUUUGUAUUUCAAAAAAGUGGUAUGAGACUGCAUUUAACAUGGAUGUCAAGUUUGCCUGUAGACGGCAAAAAGUAUUUUGCUAAAAUGACUGCACAUUAAAAAGCACACGUAACUAAGCCAAGAACCUGCAAUACUCACCGGUAUGUUUAUUGCUUUUCUACCUCUGCCAAGGAGGUUAUUUGUAUUAGACAUUUUUCAAAAAUGUGAAAAAAUAGAACGUCCCUAAGGUAAAAGGCUGAGCGUUGAAGGUGAUUUUAAGGAAAGGUAAGUGUGGUCGCUAAACGCAGUAGUCGGUACCAUUUCACGACAACCUGUGUCAGAUGCAGUUAACGCAGUAAAGUAUUAAAUGUGUAACAGUAGACGACUCCUGUAAUGGCAAAAACCACAAUACGCACAUGUGGUGCUUCAGUGCCUGCUUAAUGCCAGAGCCACAAACGACAUACUAUCAACGUUCAGUUACUUUAUAUCUUACAAUACAUGUUUUUUAUUUUAUUUUUACAUACUUUACAAUAAGGAAGCAGAAUGUUUCAUAGGAAAGCAUAUGAAUGUGAAACGGCUUGUCUGUGCAGCAGUAACCCUAUCCAUCUGGAACUUCAACAUUAAACCAAACAUUUGAAAUAAUUUGACCCAGCUCUGCUUUAAUGAGUGGUCUAUCCAUUUCUGAUUCUCAAUGUCUUUCAAAUGCAAAUUGAAAUACUAAAUUAAUCUGAAAAAAGUUUAAUAAUAAAACAUACAAUAAGGUGGAUGCACAACAACUACGGGCUACAGGAUUGGGUUACCAAGCAAAAACAACUGACUAACACAAAACAGAAACAUCUCAAACUAAUUCAAAACAUGCACAGUAACAAAGAGGUUCCGCGUUUAAUGGCUCCAACACACCCAUUUGUACACUUUCAUUCUGCUCAAUGAAAAAACUUGAAAUAAAUCACCACUGAAGAUA